Neogale vison (American mink) is the source of this 2351-nucleotide messenger RNA. RefSeq names its product leucine rich repeat containing 4 (gene LRRC4). Gene Ontology annotation, molecular function: protein binding. The coding region runs from base 208 to 2160 and encodes 650 amino acids. The record is from RefSeq and is a predicted model, not a curated record. Gene Ontology annotation, biological process: modulation of chemical synaptic transmission; synaptic membrane adhesion; postsynaptic density protein 95 clustering. NCBI's taxonomy places the organism in Eukaryota, Metazoa, Chordata, Mammalia, Carnivora, Mustelidae. Gene Ontology annotation, cellular component: glutamatergic synapse; postsynaptic density membrane; plasma membrane. The transcript is spliced from 2 exons.
CGACUUCCCCCUUUUGUUAAUUAAAACUAAGAAGUAAGAAUGGCAACGACGUGGCCGGCUCCCGUGGAGAACGCUUAAGGACACCACGCCAAUUCCUUCCUUCCGAGAUGGAAAGAGGAGCUCCUAGCUCAUUUAAGCCGGGGUAGGGCUGGUUCUCCUUUCCGAGCCAAAAUCCCAGGCGAUGGUGAAUUAUGAACGUGCCACACCAUGAAGCUCUUGUGGCAGGUAACUGUGCACCACACCUGGAAUGCCGUCCUGCUCCCCGUAGUCUACCUCGCGGCGCAAGUGUGGAUUCUGUGUGCAGCCAUCGCCGCUGCCGCCUCCGCCGGGCCCCAGAACUGCCCAUCCGUUUGCUCGUGCAGUAACCAGUUCAGCAAGGUGGUGUGCACCCGCCGGGGCCUCUCUGAGGUCCCUCAGGGUAUUCCCUCCAACACCCGGUACCUCAACCUCAUGGAAAACAACAUCCAGAUGAUCCAGGCCGACACCUUCCGCCACCUCCACCACCUGGAGGUCCUGCAGCUGGGCAGGAACUCCAUCCGGCAGAUCGAGGUGGGGGCCUUCAACGGCCUGGCCAGCCUCAACACCCUGGAGCUGUUCGACAACUGGCUGACGGUCAUCCCCAGUGGGGCCUUUGAGUACCUGUCCAAGCUGCGGGAGCUCUGGCUUCGCAACAACCCCAUAGAAAGCAUCCCCUCUUAUGCCUUCAACCGGGUGCCCUCCCUCAUGCGCCUGGACUUGGGGGAGCUCAAGAAGCUGGAGUAUAUCUCCGAGGGCGCUUUUGAGGGACUGUUCAACCUCAAGUACCUGAACUUGGGCAUGUGCAACAUUAAAGAUAUGCCCAAUCUCACCCCCUUGGUGGGGUUGGAAGAGCUGGAGAUGUCAGGCAACCACUUCCCUGAGAUCAGGCCUGGCUCCUUCCAUGGCCUAAGCUCCCUCAAGAAGCUGUGGGUCAUGAACUCACAGGUCAGCCUGAUUGAGCGAAAUGCUUUUGAUGGGCUGGCCUCGCUUGUGGAACUCAACUUGGCCCACAAUAACCUCUCUUCUUUGCCCCAUGACCUCUUCACCCCACUGAGGUACCUGGUGGAGUUGCACCUGCACCACAAUCCUUGGAACUGCGAUUGUGACAUUCUGUGGCUAGCCUGGUGGCUUCGGGAGUACAUACCCACCAAUUCUACCUGCUGUGGCCGCUGUCACGCUCCCUUGCACAUGCGGGGCCGCUACCUGGUGGAGGUGGACCAGGCCUCCUUCCAGUGCUCUGCCCCCUUCAUCAUGGAUGCCCCGCGGGACCUCAACAUCUCCGAGGGUCGGAUGGCAGAACUUAAGUGUCGGACUCCCCCCAUGUCCUCCGUGAAGUGGCUGCUGCCCAAUGGGACAGUGCUCAGCCACGCCUCCCGCCACCCAAGGAUCUCUGUCCUCAACGACGGCACCUUGAACUUUUCCCACGUGCUGCUCUCAGACACUGGGGUAUACACAUGCAUGGUGACCAAUGUGGCCGGUAACUCCAAUGCCUCGGCCUACCUCAACGUGAGCACGGCCGAGCUCAACACCUCCAACUACAGCUUCUUCACCACUGUCACAGUGGAGACCACCGAGAUCUCACCUGAGGAUACAACGCGCAAGUACAAGCCUGUUCCUACUACAUCCACUGGUUAUCAGCCGGCGUAUACCACCUCUACCACGGUGCUCAUCCAGACCACCCGUGUGCCCAAGCAGGUACCCGCGACAGACACCAAUGAUAAGAUGCAGACCAGCCUGGAUGAAGUCAUGAAGACCACCAAGAUCAUCAUUGGCUGCUUUGUGGCAGUGACUCUGCUAGCUGCCGCCAUGUUGAUUGUCUUCUAUAAACUUCGCAAGCGGCACCAGCAGAGGAGUACAGUCACAGCCGCCCGGACAGUUGAGAUUAUCCAGGUGGAUGAAGACAUCCCAGCGGCAGCGUCUGCAGCGGCAACAGCAGCUCCAUCCAGUGUAUCAGGUGAGGGGGCAGUAGUGCUGCCCACAAUUCAUGACCAUAUUAACUACAACACCUACAAACCAGCACAUGGGGCCCACUGGACAGAAAACAGCCUGGGGAACUCUCUGCACCCCACAGUCACCACAAUCUCUGAACCUUAUAUAAUUCAGACCCAUACCAAGGACAAGGUACAGGAAACUCAAAUAUGACUCCCCCUCCCCCCAAAAACUUAUAAAAUGCAAUAGAAUGCACACACACACACACACACACACACACAAGACAGCAACUUUUGUACAGAGUGGGGAGAGACUUUUUCUUGUAUAUGCUUAUAUAUUAAAUCUAUGGGCUGGUAAAAGAAACAGAUUAUAUUAAAAUUUAAAAACAAAAAAUCAAAACAAAA